UUGAUCCACGGGGGCUUCCGGGCGCUGCGCACUCAACAGAUGUUCCUCUGUGCUGUCGGAUCCGCGUUCACCUCGCUCCUCCGCACUCCCAGGCCCGCAGUGGUGGCCGCCAUGAGCACUGGCACCUUCGUCGUGUCGCAGCCGCUCAACUACCGCGGCGGGGCCCGUGUGGAGCCGGUGGACGCCUCCGGCACGGAAAAGGCGUUCGAGCCGGCCACGGGCCGAGUGAUAGCUACCUUUGCAUGUUCAGGAGAAAAGGAAGUAAAUUUGGCUGUUGAAAAUGCAAAGGCUGCCUUUAAAAUCUGGAGUAAGAAAUGCGGCAUGGAGCGUUCCCAAGUCCUCCUAGAGGCUGCCCGGAUAAUAAAGGAGCGGAAGAAUGAAAUUGCCACUGUGGAAACCAUCAACAAUGGAAAGUCCAUAUUUGAGGCCCGCCUGGAUGUGGACACUUGCUGGCAGUGCCUGGAGUACUAUGCAGGCCUGGCUGCAUCCAUGGCAGGCGAGCACAUCCAGCUCUCAGGAGGGUCCUUCGGCUACACCAGGAGAGAGCCGCUUGGAGUGUGUGUGGGGAUAGGAGCAUGGAACUACCCCUUCCAGAUUGCCUGUUGGAAGUCGGCUCCAGCUUUGGCGUGUGGUAAUGCCAUGAUCUUCAAGCCUUCUCCUUUCACGCCCGUGUCUGCUCUGCUCCUGGCUGAGAUCUACACCAAAGCCGGUGUGCCUCCUGGGCUCUUCAAUGUGGUACAAGGUGGGGCUGCCACGGGCCAGUUUCUGUGCCAGCAUCCUGACGUUGCCAAAGUCUCCUUCACUGGAAGUGUGCCAACUGGCAUGAAGAUCAUGGAGUUGUCAGCUAAAGGAAUCAAGCCCGUUACUUUGGAACUUGGGGGCAAAUCUCCUCUCAUCAUCUUCUCAGACUGUAAUAUGGAGAAUGCUGUGAAGGGGGCCCUGAUGGCCAACUUCCUCACGCAAGGCCAGGUUUGCUGUAAUGGCACCAGAGUGUUUGUGCAAAAGGAAAUUGCUGACAGAUUUAUAGAAGAAGUUGUGAAGCAGACUCAAAAGAUAAAACUUGGAGACCCCCUUCUGGAAGAUACAAGGAUGGGCCCGCUCAUCAAUGGCCCCCACCUGGAACGAGUCCUCGGGUUUGUGAAGUCGGCAAAGGAGCAGGGUGCCACGGUGCUGUGUGGCGGAGACCCAUACGUGCCGGAGGAUCCGAAGUUGAAACAGGGAUAUUACAUGACACCUUGCGUUUUAACUAAUUGCACAGAUGACAUGACCUGUGUAAAAGAAGAGAUCUUUGGACCAGUUAUGUCCAUCUUACAAUUUGAAACUGAAGCUGAAGUUCUGGAGCGGGCCAACGAUACAAAUUUUGGGCUAGCAGCGGGUGUCUUUACCAGGGACAUCCAGCGGGCUCACAGGGUGGCAGCUGAGCUUCAGGCCGGAACAUGCUACAUUAACAACUAUAACGUCAGCCCAGUGGAGCUGCCCUUUGGUGGAUAUAAGAAGUCAGGAUUUGGCAGAGAGAAUGGCCGUGUGACGAUCGAGUACUAUUCACAGCUAAAGACAGUGUGUGUGGAGAUGGGUGACGUGGAGUCGGUCUUUUGAAAGCCAGUGAAGCCGGUUCCCUGGGCCAGACUGUAGAGUGAGCUGGCCGCCUCGACAGGCAGUCUAAGUGCAGAGCUUCUUACAUCCAGGCUUUCCGUUGAAAGAAUGGGUCAGCUUCGUCCUCCAUCUUGCAGUCACCUUCCCAGUUGAAAAUGUGCACAAGUGCCUUUCAGACGCCACGCAGGGAGCCCGUUUUUCCAGCCAGGGUCUGUGAUAGCUGGAAACGCAGUGGACUCCAUCAGACACAGGCAGCCACAGCUCUGCCCGCACACACUCGUCCCACCAACAAUGACAACUUUCUAGUUUGCUUUAAAGAAUGCCUCCCUUUUUGGGUUCCUGAUGAAUCAGUAACAUAUUUUCUAUGUUCAGUGACAACUGAAAAAAAAUUCUUAAAGCUUUUAUUUGGAGACAGAGAAGCCUUAAUACUUGUGGAAAGUGUCAAUUUUUUUUUUUUUUUUUUGGCAUUUAGAAAGCUAUGUUCUUUCUUGUGGCAGCCAGAGUGGAUUUGAUUUAGCCAAAAUGGAGUGCGUAUUUGGUGCUGAGCUUGAGCAGUGGUCUCUGGUAACUAAAGUUUUGCCUUCUGACUUUGGCAGUCAGUCAGCUUCUGAAAGACUGACCUUGGCAAGCUUUGCAUUAGGGAGCUCUGUUCCUGGGAACAAGAUAACUAAGCUCCGAGCUACCCUGGGAGCCAGAUAUCAGGUUUCGUGCAACCUUGAGUGAAUCCUUGGCUGGGCUGCCAGCUGACGCAGAUGGAUGUUACAGUGAAGAAAGUUCCUUGUUCUCUCCUGCUUUUAUAUGGCUGACACUCCCUUUAAUAAAUUGGCACCUUGAUCAAUGA
Molecule: messenger RNA, 2434 nt
Organism: Meriones unguiculatus (Mongolian gerbil)
Lineage: Eukaryota; Metazoa; Chordata; Mammalia; Rodentia; Muridae
Gene: Aldh9a1
Product: aldehyde dehydrogenase 9 family member A1
Exons: 11
Coding region: 40-1596 (518 amino acids)
Molecular function (GO): 4-trimethylammoniobutyraldehyde dehydrogenase (NAD+) activity; aminobutyraldehyde dehydrogenase (NAD+) activity
Source: RefSeq, a predicted model, not a curated record